Molecule: messenger RNA, 2304 nt
Organism: Cheilinus undulatus (humphead wrasse)
Lineage: Eukaryota; Metazoa; Chordata; Actinopteri; Labriformes; Labridae
Product: sialic acid-binding Ig-like lectin 10
Exons: 10
Coding region: 106-1773 (555 amino acids)
Source: RefSeq, a predicted model, not a curated record
GACCACUUUGACAGCCUGACUUCUUCCUCCUGAAGACCACAGAGGAACUUGCGCUGCAGAGGAAACGUCUCCUCCCUGUUUCAAACAGGAAGAAGAGGAGCAGCCAUGACUGUGAGAGCAGCAGUGACUGGAUUGGUUCUCUUUCUUCUCUCUGUGCCAGUGGUCCACAGUCAGGAUGGCUGGGCUGUGACUGUCCCCUCUCCUCAGAUCUGUGCUGUGAAAGGAUCAACAGUGGACCUACCCUGCACCUUCACAUAUCCAGAAACAAUAGAGGGGCAGUCCACGAUUGUAGAGGGGAGAAAGUGGUUUACUGGCAGAAGUUAUCCUGGAUCUGUGGACCUGAAAUCAGACCCAGACUACUCAGGUCGUGUGCAGUAUCCUCCUACUGGGAAUGACUGCACUCUGAGAAUCACAGACCUGCAGGAGAGAGAUGCAGCUGCGUACUUGUUCAGAUUUGUGACCAACCAACCAGGUGGAAAAUUUACUGGUAAAGGAGUCACUUUGACCAUCACAGAUGUUCAGGUGCAGGUACAGCAAGUUUCCACCCAGGCAGUGCUGAGGUGUGUCACUAGCUGCUCUUCUUCUGCUGAUCCUUCAUAUGUCUGGUACCAAAAUGGGCAUGAAAUGACUGAAACCACAUCUGAUCAUACAGUCACUGUGGAUGUUAACCAUGAGUAUUCCUGUGCUGUUAAAGGACAGGAGAAUCAUCGCUCCACUGAAGUGUUGGUUCAGGGAUGGGGAGUGACCCUGCCCUCUCCUCAGAUCUGUGCUGUGAAAGGAUCAACAGUGGACCUACCCUGCACCUUCACAUAUCCAGAAACAAUAGAGGGCCAGUCCACGAUUGUAGAGAGCAGAAAGUGGUUUACAGACAGAGGCUAUCCUGGAUCUGUGGACCUGAAAUCAGACCCAGACUACUCAGGUCGUGUGCAGUAUCCUCCUACUGGGAAUGACUGCACUCUGAGAAUCACAGACCUGCAGGAGAGAGAUGCAGCCGAGUACUGGUUCAGAUUUGAGACCAACAAACCAGGGGGAAGUUUUACUGGUAAAGGAGUCACUUUGACCAUCACAGAUGUUCAGGUGCAGGUACAGCAAGUUUCCACCCAGGCAGUGCUGAGGUGUGUCACUAGCUGCUCUUCUUCUGCUGAUCCUUCAUAUGUCUGGUACCAAAAUGGGCAUGAAAUGACUGAAACCACAUCUGAUCAUACAGUCACUGUGGAUGUUAACCAUGAGUAUUCCUGUGCUGUUAAAGGACAUGAGGAUUACCGCUCUCCUGUGGUGUAUGGUCCAAAGCCUCCCUCUGUGUCAGUGAGUCCCUCUGCUGAGAUUAAGGAGGGCAGCUCAGUGAUUCUGACCUGUAGCAGUGAUGCUAACCCAGCAGCUAACUACACCUGGUACAAGGAGAAUGAAGACUCACCUCUAGCUUCAGGACACAUCUUCACCAUCACUGAUGUCAGAGCUGAACACAGUGGGAAUUACUACUGUGUAGCCCAGAACACAAGAGGGCGCCAUAACUCCACCAUCACUCUGACUGUUUGGGCCGAGAACUCAUCAUUCAUAGCAAACAUCUCCAGGACGACUCUGGAAGUCUUGAUGAUGGGUCUUCUUCUUCUCCUCUUGAUUCUGUGGAGGAGAACUUACUUCAGGAAGAAGGUCACCAUGGAGGCUAUACCUGCAGAAGCAAUGGAGUUAAACUCUGAUCCUGUGUACGAGAACAUCUCAGCCGUCACUGCAGCACAGAGAGAAGGAAGAUGCUGUAUGAAGUCCUCAGGUUAGAGCCUGCUGCACUGAAUAAACAGACCCACUGUAGAUUUACAGUCAUCUGUGUCACAUGUUACAACCAUACUAUACCAGGAUUCCAGUCACUUUUCUGUCAUGUUCUCUAAAUGCUGUUGAAUCAGGAGAAGACUUCCUGUGGAGAAGUGGGGACAUUUACCUUCAGCUGCUGUAGGCUGAUAUGAAUUCAUGUGAAAUUCUCACUGAGAGACAAAAAUCAGGCUGAAAACAGAUAUAAAAUAAUGUUAUAAUUACCAACAGAGAAAGAGGAAUGCAGACAAACCAUCAGCAGAAAGCUGAAUUUGAUGCCUUAGACUGAAGAAGUAAAAAUCUGCAGUUAGCGCUCUAUCUCUCUCUGUUUAUAAAUGUUUAUAUAUGUUUUAUGUGAUUCUCAACCAUUUUGAUAUCAAGUGUCACACCAACAGAUUUAUUGUCAUGUACUUCAUCAACAUUAAUGUCAGUCAGUCUGCAUUUUACUGCUUUGUUCAUUCUGUAGUUUCCAAAAUGUUUUUUAAUUGAGUUUAAUGCUUU